GCAAAUGUCAACUGUAUAUAUCAUUCCUGUGCCUGAGAAAAGUGAAAAUCGUUUAUUUGUGUGCGCCAAAAAUCCAGAAGUUUUCCUUCUUCAAUACAUGGGCCAGAUAAAUAUUUCAUUAUGCAAAAGCAACAAUCUUAAAGGAAAUCGUGAAAAGCCUUAAUAAAUUACAAAAUAUCAAUCUAUUCAGAGAAAAUUGUGUUAACAGUUCGAUUAGAAGUUGUGAAUGUGUGUUUGUGUAUGUACAACGACACAAUAGACAUACACAGAACUGCAAAAGGAACGGAGGAACAGAAAACAAUAUUGAAAGAAAAUCUUAAAACUCUUCGAAUUUCACCAAGAAAAACAUUUACUUUUUGGGGAAAUGUUUAAUAAAUUGUUGCAAAAGUGGCGUUUGUAAGCGAUAAUUUAAGUUUUGAACGUUAUUUUCUUCAGAAAAUGCAGCAAGUGGACGAUCCUCCCUAUUUACAAGUGGGCACGGAAGUCAGUGCCAAAUACAAGGGCGCCUUUUGUGAAGCCAAAGUUAGUGAAGUUGUUCGCAAUAUCAAAGUCAAGGUUGCCUACAAACAGGGCCUAGGUUCUGGUUUAGUAUCCGAUGAUGAUAUUAAAGCAACGCCUGGACAGCUUAGGGUGGGAGCUGUUGUUGAGGUACGCCACCCCGAUCGCAAAGAUUAUGUUGAGGCAACAGUUACAAAAAUUCAAGAUUGUUCCCAGUAUACGGUAGUCUUUGAUGAUGGCGACAUUACAACGUUGAGACGCACGGCUUUAUGUUUGAAAAGUGGACGGCAUUUUAAUGAAAGUGAAACUUUAGAUCAGUUGCCUCUCACUCAUCCUGAACAUUUUGGCAACCCUGUUGUGGGCGGUAGACGUGGCCGUAGACGAGGCCACAUGAACGAUGGUAGUUCCGAUGAAGACGAUGAAAGUGAUGCCAAAGAGGUUGUCAACGAGAAGGAAGAACAUAUUGGCAAAGUUGUGUGUGUCGAAACGGAAUCAAAGAAAAAAGAUAAGGAAAAGUGGUUUCCUGGCUUAGUGGUGGCUCCUACAGCUCAAGCCACGGUACGCAUACGGGUUAAAGAUGAAUAUUUGGUGCGUUCAUUUAAGGAUGGUCGUUAUUAUACGGUGCCGAAAAAGGAAGCAACUGGCUUCACGCGAGAGGCGGCUGCUAAACAAGAUGGUCCCGCAAUACAGGCUGCCUUGGAAUAUCUUGAUAGUGAUGUUCUGCCCCCACAUUGGGAACGAGAUGCCUUAUUUGCCCUAAGCAAUACAUCGAGUGAAAAUGAAGACGAAAUAGAUUCCGACUCUUCGGAUGAUGAGCCACGAGAGGAGAAAGAUCGUUUUGUCGCCCAAUUGUAUAAAUAUAUGGAUGAUCGUGGAACACCACUUAAUAAAGUACCCUCAAUACAAAAUAAGGAUGUUGAUUUAUAUCGACUUUUUCGUGCUGUUCAAAAGAGAGGAGGUUACAAUCGUGUAACUGCCCAAAAUCAAUGGAAAUCAAUUGCGGUUCGCUUGGGUUUCGCCCCUGUCACAGUUAGCAUAACCAAUUUGGUUAAACAGGCAUAUAAGAAAUUCCUACAACCUUAUGGAGAAUUCCAUCGUAAGCUGGGUUGUUCCAUGUUGAUGUCGCCGCGCAACUCAAACCGCAGUAAGGGUCGCAGUUUGGUGCGGGCCAAUUCGGUGGCAUCGCCAAAACCCCAAGACACCAACAGAGAAUCAUCGAUACCAAUAAGCAAAUUGGCAACAACUUCAACUUCAAGUACAGCCUCAACAUCGGCUGCCGCUGCAGCAAAUACCACCACCACUUCCCUGUCAACAUCCAACACGAAUGUUUCGAUUACCGAAGAAUCGGAAAAUACAAGUGAAUCGAGUAGCCAGGAUAAUACAAAUAAAAGUAAACGUAAAUCCUCAUUGGGAGGUUCCUCUACUGCUGGAUCAAGUAGUGGCGUUGCUGCCGCCACUGGUAGUAAGGUCAAAGGGUUGGUGGAAAAAUAUGAAGAAAAAAAUCUUAAAGAUGAUGGUGAUGUUCCGUUGUCUAAAAUGAAAGCCGCCGCUACCAGUGCAAAUAAAGAGAAAAGUGAGGAAAGCGCUAAAGAGAAGGAGAAAGAGCGGGAGCGAGAAAAGGAACGCGACAAGGCUGAGAGGGAGAAGGAAAAGGAAAAAGACAAAGAAAAGGAUAGCGGUAGUUCAAAGGAUUCUUCGGGUCAUGCUACAAGAGAUUCAUCGCCAUCGGGUUCCAAUCUCUCAGCCAAAAAGGACAAAUCACAACGUAAACAAUCAUCCCAAAGUGAUGACAAACGUAAUAAGCGCCGCAAAGAUGAAAUUGUUGUGGAAAAAAUAGAUACAGGUGAUUUUGUCGUAGAGACUGGAGAUAAAUUAAAGGUCUACUAUCACGAGAAAAAGGUGACGUAUGAGGCCAAAGUUUUGGAAAUCACAUUACAACGUAAUACCCCAAUGUAUUUGGUACACUAUACGGGAUGGAAUAAUCGUUACGAUGAAUGGGUGCCACGGGAACGUAUUGCCGAAAAUCUAACUAAAGGUUCGAAAUUUAAGGGACGUUCGUCGAACAGUAAUGAAAAGACAAAAGAGAAUCCUCCAAAACCCCCAACAGCAUCGUCAUUUGCUUCAGCUGGUAGUGGUGGGGGUGGUGGCGGCACCGGGAGCGGAGGUGGAAAUAGUGGUUCAACAUCAUCCUCGGCUUCCAGCGGCAAUCAACAAAAUCUCUCAUCGGCAGCGGCAAAAACACCAACCGCUGCUGCCAAACGUGGCAGGGGACGUAGUGAUUCAAUGCCACCACGUUCCACCACACCAUCCUCGGUUGCCUCCAACUCCAGUCGUACCAAAUCACCAGCUACAUCUUCGGCUCUAAAGAAACGUCCUCAGCGACAAAUGCAGGGUAAUAUCAGGCGAACAUCGGCAAAUGUAUCCGAUGUAUCCAUGGCCACGGAAGAAGAAUCCGACACCGAUUCAGAUGAACCCGUUAAACGUCCAAAUCGCAACCUAAAAGAUUCCCUCAAAACCCGAAAAUCACCAGGAAAAUCGAAAAUGUCCAUAUCAGCACCGAAUAGUCAAUCGGAAAGUGAGGACAACGAUGAAGAUGAGGAGGAGGAUGAAGAUAUGCCAUCUACAAGUAAGACAACAACUCCUCGCAAGGGCAGAGAUUAUGAUCUAUCACAGAUUCGCUCGGAACUUAAGGGUUUCGAGACCAUAAAAUCAUCAUCUGCCAAUGACUUGGACGAUUCGGGCGAAAUCAAACAUGAGACAAAAGAUUCACCUUUGGGUAAAAUUAAAACAGAAAAGCCGGAAUUUGAUUCAAAAUCCUCAACAAAUUCAGCCGCUUCAUCGGUUAUAAUUAAGGAGGAAUUGAAAUCGGAAUCCAAGGAGGAACCCCAUAAGAGAUCCUCAACGGAAGUGUCCUCGGAAACAGAUUCCUUUGGCGAUGAUGAAUCACAGUCAUCCGAUAAGACAACCAAAUUGGAAAAUAUGCGUAAGAAAUUCCAACAGCUAAUUAAUGCCGAUAAAUCUUCUGAAAAAUCAUCCACAAAGCCACAAUCGUUUAGUGGUGCCGGUGGCAAUCGGGUUGUGGAAAAAAUAAUCAAGGAGCGCGAAUCCGAGAAACGCAAUGAAGCUUCAAAAGCAAAGAUUACCAUCAAGGAGGAAAUUAAGCCAACAUUGGCAUCCUUAAAAAUGGAAAUGGAUAUGAAAAGGGAUAGCAGCACGCCCAUAAAGGAUGAAGAAAAGAAAUCCCUGAUUGGCACACUGGGUUCCGAAAUGAAAUGCUCUUUAAUACAACCCACACGUUUUCCCACCUCGGCAACAUCGUCAUCGCUAACACCCUCAUCCACUCCCAAUAAGUAUGCCUCGGUUAUUGUGGAAAAACCAUUAUCUGCUGUCAAGAAAUUGGAGACUUCAUUUACGAAAAAGGUGGACACUCCCAAGAAGUCCUCGUCGUCGUCUCUAACUGAAAGUCAAAUGUCUGUGCACACCAUUAAAAAGUUUAUUGAGCCAAAUGUCCACAAGGAAAUACUAAAGGUUGAGCCACCAGCAGCAUGUUCCCCCUCAUCGACAUCCUCUACAUCUUCUUCCACAUCGUCCUCAUCAUCGGCCACAUCGUCUUCUUCGGGCUCUAGAUUUUUACCCGAUAUGAGUAAAUUGGAUAUAAGCGGAACUUCGUCGUCUUCUAAUUCAACAUCUUCGCCCUCAAAUUCCACCUCAUCAUCCUCGACAACUUCAUACGCCAGUGCCGUAGCCAAGGAACAAAAGGCGGCGGGCAAUAUUAUGACUGUGAACAAGCCACCAUCGCCAGAUAUCUACGAAUUCAAAGAUACCGAACCAUUUGAAUUUGAAAUACGUAAAUCACCAAUGGUGACUGGUGGCAGCAGCAGCAGCGGCGGUAGUUCAUCCGUUAUAACUGCCAAUUUGGGCAGUUCUUUGGCAGCCUCUUUGGCGGCAUCUUCAGCUACAGCUGGUGGUGCUUUUAGUACCAACACAUCGAGUGUUGGGGCAAGCAGUUCGGCACAACGACUCAAGACUUCCGUAAAAACGGAUCUACAUAUGCCCAUGGCACAAAAUCCCAUGUCGACCAUAGUCAAAAACAAGAAACGUGGUUCGCCCAUGAAGGAAUCGGUCAUAGAGAAAUCAAAACUAUUGAAACUCGACGAUAAACCCAGUAAUCCAAGUCCUUUGGUACAGGAUGCCAAACUUGUACAUCAUUCUACAAUGUCGGGAGGUCCAACGGCCAUUGUUAAAACGCCAGCAAGUGCCAUGGCCAAGACAGCAGCGGGUACAACAAUAAUGCAUGCUCCGGCACUACCGAAAACCGCAGCUCCCAUUAAUACGCCAGCCUCAAGUGCUUCAUCACUGUUGGCUCCUGUGAUAACAGUGCCCCAGAAGCACUCGUCCUCCUCUUCAGCAGAAGCGCCAUCUGUUUUCGAUGCCCUACGUAAAUCUCCCAGUUUUAACUUGAAUAUCAAUGCUCUAAAUGAAGAGUUGGCACAAACAGUACAAGAAACCACCAGGGCCUUGACAGAUGCUUUGCAGACACCUCAGUCACAGGUGAUAGUGCCCAAUAAUCCAAACGAAAGUACCCCAACUAAAAUGAUUGUAAAUAUGCCUGUCUCUAGUGGUGGUGGACCUAACUUAAAACCUCUGCUCCAGACACCACCACCAGCACCACAACCAGCAGCACACCCACCAACUUCUACGGGUGCUGGUACUGCAACAUCAGUUUCUACUUCACAGACUAUACAAUCUCCCAAACUUACCACCCCACCGAGCAGUAGUAAUACCACCACAACUAAACCUCAAGUGGGAAGUCCAUUCAUUGAGACCCGAAGUGUUUUUGAACUAUCCUUUGGAGCUGGUACCAGUGGCCGGGAGAAUAAAUUUGAGCUUGAGAAUGCCAAGGUGUUGUUGUCGGCUACAGGCGGAGUUUUUGAUUUGGAUGUUUCGAAAUUGGAAACAAAACCUUCAACCUCUUCCAUUGCUGAUAAAGUCCUCAAAGCCAUUUCACAGAAGAAAGAAGAAGAGGAGAACAAGAAACAAGAGGAAUCGAGGAAAGAAAAAGAGGGAACACUUGCAGAACCCACGAAAGAAACAACUGGUCUUUUGGGACUGGCUGCAUUAGCGGGUAAAAGUAAUUUGGAUGCCUUGCCACAGCCAUCAACCACUUUCCCAAGUACUUCAUCGUCGGUACUGCUAAGUGAACCAUUGAAAAUCAACACCGACCUAACAGCCGGUCAGGUCUGCACAACACUGUUGAGUGGUCCCCUCAACACAUUCUUGGCAAACAAACGCACACCUCUAACAUCUCCAGAACCAAAAAUGGGCAUACUGGAGUCGAUGAGUGGUACCAAAAACCAACUAUCCGAAACCAUACAAAAACUGGAAUGUGCCAUUCAAAGACGUACACCAGUCACGAGUCAUCCUGUAACACCUACCACACCCCUAUCGACCACAAAUCCCGAGACCUUUUCCGAAGACAGUAAUGACAGUACAGAUUCUGAAAGACGUUUGGUCAUUGAAGAUGUUGUCGAUGAAACGGGCCCAGCACAACCACAAUCUACAGCCACAACAUCUGUCGUCGAACAAAAACCCAGUCCUGUGUCAUUGCCCAGAACAGAGUCCCCAUCAUUGUCAUCCAAAUCAACGGCGACAUCCACGACAACGGUAACACCCAUUGUCAGCAUCAGCAGUAGUAGUUUACCCAUUAAACUGGAAUCCACAUUGGUACCCACGAAAAUAGCCUAUGCCGCCCAACAUGACAUUCCUGCACCAAUACCCAUUAAAGCUGUGACAGCUAUUACCGCAACCAGAGCCACAAUCACCCCGACCAUAGCAUCGAAUCCAACGAAUAUUGUCAAUAUAGUGUCCUCAUCAAGUUUGGUGGUGAAUAAACCGGGAAGUGGUACUGUGGUAUAUCCCAAUAGCAGUGGUAACCUUAAGCCGGUUAUACAAACAAAUCCCCAAUCAAAUAGUGCAGUCUCGGCAGCAAACUCUCCACCAGCCUUGCCAAAAAGUGUUGUAGUUAUGUCUAGUGGAUUGAAUUUGCACCAAAACACCACCCAAAUUGGAGGCAGUGCAGAGACCACUGCCAGCAACAGUAGUGGUGCAACAAAUGUCAUAUCAACGCAACACGCCAAGCUACAGCAAGGCUUAAGAGUCACGGCUAGUGGUGUGGUGACGGCCUCCAGUACUGGUGUACCCAUUGACCUACCCGAUAUACCAGCCUCAGUGGUUGUGGCCUCCUCGGCUGUACCCUCUGUCAUGGCCGCGGCCCAGGCAGCAGCAGCUGCUUUACAAACCCCCAAACAAACACCACAGAAACAAGUGCCACAAUCCUCUCAAGCCAUUACCCCACCCACACUCAGUGGUGGCAGUAUAGCCAAGCCAACACCAAUUAUACCCAUCUCAACGGCAUCCGUGUCGAGUCCCCUGCAAAGUCUCAUUACCCCCGUCCAAAGUAGUGGUGGUCCCACAGCAUUUGUGGCCACAACAAAAUCAUUUGAGAAUUCCACCACCAUUAGGCCGAUUGUGCCACAGAUUAUAAAACCCAAUAUAAGUUCGAGUGGUAUACCCUUAACGGUGACCAAAACAUCUGGGGGUUUUCAUCCAAUUACCACCUCAGGUCCACCGGCAUCAACGUCUGGUUUCUAUUUGGAUCCUCGCACUGAACUACGACCCGAUGAUGGUCUCAAGCCUUUGAUUGAUAUACCCAAACCACAGGGUAGUUCCACAACAACAACAACGAGAAUUGAAAAUAUCGCCAGCAGUAGUAAUUUACCCCACCUGGAUAGUUCAUCCAAUUUGCCAGACACCCACAAUGAUUCCAUAAAUCAGUUGCGUUGUGAAGAAACCAUACCCGGUAGUCCGGCUUCAGUUAUAGCAGGACGUGAAGAUUCACAAGAGCGUACGGCGACAUCUUUAUUGCCCGAUCCAAUCGGGUGUGGCGAUAAAGAUUUCUCCGUUUUAGGUAGUGCUACUAAAACCAUAACUGCUGAAUCCUCGAACAUGGAAUCGGCGGCUAUUGCGGGCAGUGCUAAUGUCAAUAGUUCUCCCAAUGAUUCUGGCAGCCAAGAGGAUGAAUCAAGUGAAGACAUUAAAAAAGAUUUGGAUCUCGAUAGUGGUGUUUCACCACAGAAACGUAGACGUACACGCAAGCAAGGUGAUGGCAGCACCAGUGGUUCAUUGUCCCAUGAACAGCAGCAGCAGCAACAACAGCAGCAGCAGCAGCAACACCAACACAUACAACAGCAAUCGAAGCGACGUCGUGCUAUGACAAUAAAUAAAAAUAAAACAGCUGGUUCUGAUAGCGAUGACAAUUCAGAUAAUAUUUCCCAACGCAGCGCACACACCCCAAGACACAGUCUACAACAACAGUCGCAGACACAACAAAGUUCUUCAUCAUCAUCAGGUUCAAAACCAUGUCCAUACAAUUUCCUGGUACAAUUGGAUCCCUCCCUUAGCUCCGAUCAAUGUAUAGCAAUAUUAUUAAAACAAAUACAAGAUUUGCGCAAAACCUAUAACAUUAUUAAAACAGAUUUGGCCAGUAUUGAUCGACGGCGGAAGAAGUUGCGUCGACGAGAACGUGAAAAGAAACAGCUGAUGCAGAGUCAACAGCAAAUGAAGGUGGGCACAUAAAAGGCGUUGCCGUUACUGUUGCUGUGAUGUAAAGGGUAAUGGCUGCCGACACACUCGGCCUUUAAAUCUUGUUCGCUCGCUCGCCCACUCAUCCUUUCCAGCCACAUCUUUUUUUUUUAACGGACAGAACAACGUUGCAAUUUGUUUAUUAUGUAUUAAUAUUAAACACAAAGUAGUAUAUAAGAGCAUUUUCGAAGCAAAAAAUAUUCGAAUACGAAUUUCAUACAAGGUUUUUGUUUUUUUUUUGUACGUACAUUGCAAUGUUCAAAACAUAAACAAAUGUAUCUACGAUCGAUCCCAGCAAUCUAUUUGGGGCAGAAUGAAAUUCAGAUAUUUUUUCAAAAGUAGAUUUUAGUAGAGUUGAAAAAAGCUAUAUACUCCAAAAAAAAAAAUCGCAAAAUUUUAUGAAGAAUUGUAAAAAACACACACACAUGCAAAUUUUUGUAACAUUUUUGGUAAAAAAGUAAUUAAGACUCUACCAAUAAUUUCUUUUAAUUAGAAUUUGUUUUAAUUUACACUUUAGAUUGUUAGCUAUGUAAUAAAAAGAAAUUGAAAAAAAAAACACACAAAAA
Molecule: messenger RNA, 8705 nt
Organism: Musca domestica (house fly)
Lineage: Eukaryota; Metazoa; Arthropoda; Insecta; Diptera; Muscidae
Gene: htk
Product: serine-rich adhesin for platelets
Exons: 5
Coding region: 439-8133 (2564 amino acids)
Biological process (GO): regulation of transcription by RNA polymerase II
Cellular component (GO): nucleus
Molecular function (GO): transcription cis-regulatory region binding
Source: RefSeq, a predicted model, not a curated record